AUGGCUCCCGAUCUCAACACCCUCCCGCGCUCUGCGGCGCCUCCUCCUGCCCCCAACUCUGAGCAGCAAAAGCCAAACAUUCUAUACAUCAUGGCAGACCAACUGGCGGCUCCUCAGCUCAAAAUGUACAACCCAGACUCUCAGAUCAAGACGCCCAACCUGGACCGUCUGGCGGCUUCGGCCGUCCAGUUCGACUCGGCCUACUGCCCUUCACCUCUCUGCGCGCCCUCGAGAAUGAGCAUGAUCUCGGGCCUUUUGCCCAUGAGAAUUGGCGCGUACGACAAUGCUUCUCAGAUCAACUCGGAGGUGCCCACGUACGCUCACUAUCUGCGCUCCAAGGGCUACCACACCGCCCUGGCCGGCAAGAUGCACUUUGUGGGCGACCAGCUUCACGGCUAUGAGCAGCGUCUCACCAGCGACAUCUACCCCGGAGACUUUGGCUGGGUGGUCAACUGGGAUGAGCCGGACACGCGUCUCGAGUGGUACCACAACGCCAGCUCCAUUCUCCAGGCCGGACCGUGCGGACGCAGCAACCAGCUGGACUAUGACGAGGAGGUCAUGUACCGAAGCACCCAGUAUCUCUGGGACCACGUCCGCGAGGGAGCAGACAAGCGCCCCUUUGCCUUGACCGUUUCUCUCACUCACCCCCAUGACCCGUAUACCAUCACCAAGAAGUACUGGAACCGGUACGAAGACGUGGACAUUGCCCUGCCCAAGGUGCGCAUUUCCAAGGAGAAGCUCGAUACUCACAGCCAGCGCCUGCUGAGAGUCUGUGAUCUGUGGGACCUGGACUUCACCGACGAGCAGAUCAAGAGGGCAAAGCGGGCGUAUUACGGUUCAGUAAGCUAUGUUGAUGACUGCAUCGGCAAGCUGCUCGAGACGCUCGAAGACGCUGGGUUGAUGGACAACACCAUCGUCAUCUUCAGCGGUGACCACGGCGACAUGCUGGGCGAGCGCGGUCUCUGGUACAAGAUGAGCUACUUUGAGUCCUCUGUCCGUGUUCCCAUGCUGGUGCACUAUCCCAAGUGGUUUACCCCUCACCGUGUCACCCAGAACGUCUCGACGCUGGAUCUGCUGCCCACCAUUUGCGACAUCAUCGGCACCAAGCCCGCGCCGUACCUGCCCAUGGAUGGCGUCAGCAUGAUGCCGCAUCUCCUGGGUCAAGAGGGUGGUGAUACCGUUUUCGCCGAGUACACGGGCGAGGGGACUGUUCGCCCCAUGAUGAUGAUUCGACGGGGGGCCUGGAAGUACAUCACCUGCCCGGCAGACGAGCCUCAGCUGUUCAACCUCGAGAAGGACCCCCUGGAGCUGGACAACCUGGCCCGGUUCGCGUCCAAGAUUGAGCCGCAGACGGAGGACGAGAAGGAGGCCAGGGCUGUGUUCCUGAGCUUCGAUGCCGAGGCCAAGGCGAAGUGGGACUUUGAUGCCAUCACGGAGAAGGUGUUGACGUCUCAGCGAAGCAGACGGCUGGUGUGGGAUGCGUUGAAGAUUGGCACUUUUACGAGCUGGGACCACAACCCGAAUGAUGAUGGCCGAGAGAAGUAUAUUCGAUCUCACAUGGCGCUGGAUGAUUUGGAGAGACGCGCGAGGUACCCCUUUGUGGACUCGCAAGGCUAUGAGAUUUCGGCAACGGUCAAUUCGACUCGAGGCUAA
Messenger RNA from Trichoderma gamsii, 1653 nucleotides. RefSeq lists its product as hypothetical. Bases 1 to 1653 code for a protein of 550 amino acids. The record is from RefSeq and is a predicted model, not a curated record. The transcript is spliced from 2 exons. NCBI's taxonomy places the organism in Eukaryota, Fungi, Ascomycota, Sordariomycetes, Hypocreales, Hypocreaceae. Gene Ontology annotation, molecular function: sulfuric ester hydrolase activity.